This is a messenger RNA of Dromiciops gliroides (monito del monte), 1663 nucleotides long. RefSeq names its product tumor suppressing subtransferable candidate 4 (gene TSSC4). The transcript has a single exon. NCBI's taxonomy places the organism in Eukaryota, Metazoa, Chordata, Mammalia, Microbiotheria, Microbiotheriidae. The record is from RefSeq and is a predicted model, not a curated record. Bases 444 to 1361 code for a protein of 305 amino acids.
GGGGCGGAGCCGUCUCGUCUUCGCAGCCCAAGAUGGUGGCUGUCGUUGUGCGGAAGUUUUCUUUAUCCGAGGCAGGUCUGAGGGCUUGGGUCCUGCCCGGAGCAGCCGUGCCUCCGUUUCCCCAUCUGUGAGAGGUGGGGCCGGGAGCAGGGACCCUAAGCUCGUGGCCUGCGGGGGGGGGGGGGAGUCGUGACCCCGCGCCUGUUUCCCCACUUGUGACUGAUUCUGGUCAGGGUCUGCUCUCAGCCUCAGUUUCCCCAUCUGCACAGGCUGCGCCCUCUCCCCCGGCACCACCCCAGCCAAGCGCCGUUAGCCAACAGAGGCCGGAGCCAAGACGAGGCCUCCCGCCCGCGGACCCCCGCUAGGGCCCAGGGCGCCGGGCUUACAGCUGGGGAAACUGAGGUCGGGCCCCGGGCACGCUGCCAGGCCUCCCCCCGCGGGCGAUGGCCGACCGAGGGGGCGGCGAUGCCUCGGUGGGGCUGCUGCCCGACUACGAGGCCAUGCCGUCGGACACGGGCUCGCUCAGCGACUCGGACUCGGAUGACGCCGGGCAAGUGGCCACGCUGUACACGGGGGAGCCGCCCUGCCUGGAGGCGGCAGCCUCGGCCUCGGAGGACUCAGAGGACUCGGGCCCGGAGGAGCCCCCGGAGGCCCCCGGGAGCUCUGUGCGCCCCUUCCACCUGCGGGGCACGAGCCCCACCUUCUCUCUGCGCAGCCACAGCAUCUUUGACGGCCUGGAGGGGGCGGCCCGGCCUCCCGCGGCCUCCGCCGCCGGGACCUUCAAACAGCCCCCGCCGCCCCCCAGGCCCCCGCGGAGGCCCCCGGUGCCCGACUAUGUGACCCACCCCGAGCGCUGGACCAGGUACAGCCUGGAGGACGUGCCCGACGGCAGCGACCGCAGCAACCGGGCCGUGGCGCUCGAGUUUCUGGGGGACCUGAGGAAGAGGGCGGGGGGACAGAGCCCCGGCCCCCGAGAGAGCUGCACCCCGUCCUUCAACCAGGACCCCACGAGCCGCGGGGCUGGCAGGAUCGUCUUCACCAGACCUGCCAAGGGCAGCGAGGCCAGGCCUGAGCGCAAGCGGCCCCCACGGGGCCCCCAGCCCGUGGACCUCAGGGAGCCCGGGGAGGAGCUGGUGGCGCUGGGCCAUCUGGGCUCGGCUGGGGCCUCCUAUGGAGAGGGGGAGGCAGAGGAGCCCCCGAGGGGCCAGGCGGGCCCCGAGGACACCGACAUGCGGGAGGAGGCGGCAUCCCCCCCAGACCCCGCCAGGGCUGCCCCCGUGGGCUUCCACGGCAGCAAAAAGAGGAGCAGAGAGCACCUUCGGCCCAAGGGGCCCGCAGAGGAGGAGAGCGAGGAAGCCUGAGUACCCUGGGCCCAGGGGACCGGCCCAGCCCACACUGGACAGCCCUGACUCUCCCCAACCUCGUGCUGCUCUGAAAGUGGCCUCCUUGACUUCCCCUCCCCCAGUGGCCCCUCUCUUGUUGGGGAAGGGGUAUGUACGGGAGAAGGGAGGAUGCUCCUUAGGGUGGGGGGGUGGCCUCCACUCACUGUCAGGCUGCAGUGAGGGCCCUUAUCACCUUCCUCUCCUCUCCAUCUUCCCUCUGUCAGCCCCUCCGACCCCUCUGGCUUGGUUUGUCCUCUGAAGACAAUAAAAGGUUUCCACAA